Messenger RNA from Pungitius pungitius (ninespine stickleback), 3711 nucleotides. RefSeq names its product AT-rich interactive domain 5A (gene arid5a). Gene Ontology annotation, biological process: regulation of transcription by RNA polymerase II. The coding region runs from base 1126 to 2928 and encodes 600 amino acids. NCBI's taxonomy places the organism in Eukaryota, Metazoa, Chordata, Actinopteri, Perciformes, Gasterosteidae. Gene Ontology annotation, molecular function: transcription cis-regulatory region binding. Gene Ontology annotation, cellular component: nucleus. The transcript is spliced from 8 exons. The record is from RefSeq and is a predicted model, not a curated record.
GCUUGAGGAAACGUGGAUUGUGUCGAGUGAAGCGUCGUCUCCCCUCAGCGUUAUUAGGACUAAAGUCAUUUCAUUGAAUGUGGUGCUGACAAAGAAAAAUGGAGCCAAUAUCUUUCAGCGGACGGGCAGUAGGGACCAUUUUAAAGAGGAAGGUCCUCUCGUCUUCCUCAAAAGGUAAGGUCUUUAAUCCCUGAAGAAAUCAUUCAAUCUCAAAAUUGUCAUUUUCCUAAGCGAGGGCUUUGAGAGAAUGUGUUCACUCAGCUUUUAGCUCUAAUGAGGCCAAACUACAGGUGUGUGUGUGUGUGUGUGUGUGUGUGUCUACUUUAAAGGGCUUUUAAUAUUGAUAAUAUGCCACUGCAGCGCAACAUUUUUAUAUUUUGGUGCGUUUAGGUUCGCACAGAAGCAGUUUGAUCAACUACCUCACACUUGGGUCAGGGUUGAAAUCUUUGAUUUCAUUUGAAAUAAUCUGAUGCAUUUGGCAUCUGAAAUGUAAGCAUUGAAUUAAUAAUGUAUGUACAGGUGCACUCGUUGACUUGAACACGCGUUGUGCUGCUGACGGCAGGAGAUGUUUCUACCUUUGCAAGUUUAUUAUUACUAAACAAAUGAUUCAAAUAUUUGAAUCAUGUUCAUGUUUAGAAUAAAUAGGUUCAUUGGCAGUUUCCUUAAUCUGAGAAUAACGUCCUAAAAUACAUUUGUUGAGGGUGUAUACUUCUGGAAGAUGUUAUACCUCUAUACACACUGGCCAAUAGUUGAAUGUUUCUUUCACUUCCCCAAAUUCAGCUAUUUUGGUAGAUUUGAGUCCAGUCCAACAUCGGACAUUGGUCCAAUAAGUAAUAAACUUCUAAGUCAUGACAUGUGUUGAAACUGGAAAGCAGGAACAAGAAAUUGGACACAGAUGUUUUCUUCUUUCUAAAAAUGAGUUGAGGAAGCAUUGUGAGACAUUGAGUGACAACGAUUAAAAAAAACUCAGUUUCCCAGACUCAUUUGCUGCACGACAAACAGUACAACCAAUGAAACUGUUUUGUGGAGACACCUUCCUGUUUUGUGGUGUGAAGUGAAGAGGACGCCGCAUGAAUUACUGUCAAAAACUCAGUCAAGCCAGAGACUAGAAGACAACUUCUGGAAAUGGCUCAAGAGGACGCUCAAGAGGACCAGAGGGAGACGUCCCAGCAGGCAGCAGUCAUUGACGAAGAGCAGGGGACAGAGAACCAGGCUUCUCCGUCUGUCGUCGAGAUCCUCUGUGACUCUGUGACUGAAUGUGGGGAAAAAGCAAGGCCCAAGCUGGUGCAGAUGGAGGAGAAGGCAUUUGUAUCAAGUCUGCACUCUUAUAUGAAGGACAGAGGUACACCGAUAGAAAGGAUCCCACAUCUGGGCUUCAAACAGAUUAAUCUUUGGAGGAUCUACAAAGCUGUUGAGAAACUUGGGGGCUAUAAUUCAGUGACGGCACGGCGUCUUUGGAAGAAAGUGUAUGAUGAGCUGGGAGGAAGUCCAGGGAGCACCAGCGCUGCUACUUGCACCCGUAGACACUAUGAGAAACUGGUGCUGCCCUUUGAAAGACAAAUAAAAGGGGAGGAGGACAGACCUCUGCCUCCGAGCAAACCCCGGAAGCUAUACAAGAGGAUCCUGGAGGGCAAGGAGAAGGCAAGGGCUUCUGAGAAGAAGAGAAAAAGGACUCAGUCGGACAGAGAGAUGGACUCGGAGACAGAGGUACUCGCAAAGAGAAGCCCAGAGGCCGUCUGCCAAACCGAAGCGGUGAUGCAUUCUCACCCGGCUCUCUGGGCGGCCGCCUCCGAUAUACGCCGCCCGGACAGAGCCACUUCUGGACUUUGCCCCUCGGCCUUUGCCCACCUCGUCCAGGUCCCCACACCCAGCCACUGGACCGCUCCCCUCCCGCCUGCUGCCGCAGAGGUCAUUUCUCCUCUUGAGAAAAAAAAGCGGAUGGCUCAAGCGAGCCUCAAUCUGCCACUUAACCCUCGCACUGAGGACACAGAAAGGCCCUCCGUUAUCCACUGCUCCCAGCCUCCGGCCCAGUACUCUUCCAGACGGACCUGUGAGUCCACCGACAGCUCCCCCGUGCCUUCAUCCCCUUCCUCCUCACGCAGCCCUUCCCCCUACUCUGAUUCAUCAGAGGACUGUCCAGAGGGAAGCGUACAUGAUGCUGCAUUGCGCUCUGAACUUUCCCAAAACUCUAAGAGCUCUGUGAAAAAUUCACCCAGCUGUAGUGAGGACAGGAAGUCUGAGAGCUUUUGUCAGAUAUCCAAAGACCCUGCAGGACAGUAUAAAGAUAUCAGCUCCCAAUGCGCAGACUCCGUUAAGGUCCAGCACAAAGACUCGGACUGGAAGCUAAUCCAAAAAGGGAGUGACAAAUAUUUCAGCCAACCUUUCCCAGGAUUCUCCUCUCCCAUGGUGAGAUUAGAUUGGGCUCCAACGUCAACUUCUAGUUUCACCAAAAUCAUUCCAAAAUCCGUGCAGCUUCUGCGUCCCGCUCCCAUCCGACCGGCUUAUGCGACCCUGCAGGGCAGGUUGGCGCAGCACGACGAGUCUCUGCCUGGUGCAAAGAAGCUUCACAGCAUGCCUCCGUGGCUUUAUCACACGGACAAGAGGGAGAAACACAGGACAAUGCAACACAAAGCUCCCCCCGCUCAGCACAGUCUGGCCCAUUCCGCCGCUUCCAGUCUGCCGGCGUUGCGCUACGACAAAUCCGGGAGAGACCCUCGACAGCAGCCUCUAUUGCAUCCUGCGUUUCUUCCCAGCAGAAUGAGACUACCUCAAUCGCAGCUACUGUACAGACACGUCCCGAUGAGUCCGGUUCACUCUGCUCUGAGGGGGUCUGCCGUUUACCCGUAUCCCGCCUACAUCCCUCUGCUGCAUCACCAGACUGGAUAUGCCCUACCCGCCAUGCAUCCCUUCUACCCUCAAAAGAUGUGAUUCUUUGUAGUUCAACUCUAGUCUUAAAUAAUAAUUAUUAUAAUACAGCAGCCGUUGAGCAUGUCGGCCUCCUUGUCGAUUGCUCAUAGUUAUUUUGGUGAAGCACUACUUGUGUUUUAAACAUGGCUUACGUAUGCAACACAUACAUAUUUAGGUGAUGUGGCAACCAUUUCCCGGUGGUCAACUAGUUAUUGUAAGAUCAUUAUCUGUAUGACUGUGUAGACCUUCUGAGGCCAAAACCAAACUACGCAAAAGGGAAAUUCCGCCACCGCUGCGAUGAGUGAUGAGAUACAGUAUUCAUAGGACCACAGCGCGUUCAAUCAGGCUUUAAACUAAUGCAUCAUUUUCUUUAUCUCUGAGCAGAUCUGUGCCAAAUGUACGCGUUAAAUGGAUGUGUUUUCUAUUGCUGUAGUUUGAUUAAAUGCUAAACAAUAAGCCGCAGUGCUUAUUCAAUUACAUGUUUUUGUGAUUACGCCAAAUUCUCCAUAGCAAAAUAACCAGCUAAAUUAAUCAAAACCACUUUUGUUGCAGCAUUGCUUUAAAGCAAAUUACCUUAUUGUAUUGUAAGUCUGUUAGAAAAACAUGCAUCUUUAACAUUUAUAUAGUUUUUGAUAUUGUUCAAAGAUGUUAUAAGCAGAUCUCAUUGUCAUGUUAAUGUAUUAACAUAAACACAUAAACAUUACAAAUGUAUUUAAAAAAUAUAUGGUCAUUCUGGUUUUUUAUUAUAGAAAUAUGUGUACAUAUCAUAAAGUAUUUUACCUUGCCCAAAAUAUUUUUAAUAAA